This is a messenger RNA of Parasteatoda tepidariorum (common house spider), 1316 nucleotides long. RefSeq lists its product as uncharacterized. The record is from RefSeq and is a predicted model, not a curated record. Lineage: Eukaryota; Metazoa; Arthropoda; Arachnida; Araneae; Theridiidae.
UUGAAAAAAACUUGUAGAGUAGAGAACUGUCAAAAGUUGAACGAAAAUAGAAAGUUGAAGAAUUUGAUGUAUAUGGUUUUUCAACUCUAUUACGAAUUAAAAAGUUGAAACAGUUUUAAGUUCAUAAAUUCAACACAAUUUGAUAUUGUAUUGAAGUAUACCCAAACUUAAACGUUGAAAAGAUUUAGUGCGUCUAUUUCGCACAAUUUCUGUGAUAACACUGAAUCUUUCGAAACGUCAACAAUCAAUAGAAUUCUACACAUUUUGAAUUUCUUUAGAACACAGAUAUUCGAAGCAAAGCGUCCGAUUCUGUUCUUCAUUGAAGAAAUGAAACACUGAAUACAUUUGAACUUUUAAUUUGUUGGUGAAGAACCUGAGAAUGAAUAUGGAAAGAAACCUUAAAGUCCGUAACCGCUCUCCAGAACCUAGGUCAAGGAAAGAUAAUAUCCCAGGACCCUUGCACAAGCGAGCAACUGGCAAAGAACUUAGUCAUAAAGAUAAGAGGAGCAGUGCAGAGUUAGAUGUUGUAAGUAGUCUUCUGAAACUUUCAUCUCCAAGAAAUUCUGGAAGGAAAUCUGAUAUCUCUGAUUUAGGAAGGAAAUAUGAUUCAAGUACGCAAUCAGAUCGUAAUGCUGCUUAUGGCUUACUGAUGCUAUCUGCUUCUGGAAAUAAUGUUUUAGGUAAUUCAUCUACUGCAGAAGAAUCACAAGACAUACGUGUGAUUUUGAAGAAUCUUCAUCAUGACCAUAAUUAUGCAGUUAACUGCUUCCAAAUUGGCCACGGCUUGUGAAGCUGUAGGUACAUUGUUUUCUUCAGGACAUUCUUCAUCAUCGCUGCUGUCCGAAAGUGAUUUUUGUUUGUUUUCUUGAAUCAUACAUACAAUAUCAUUGUCUGUCAAUGCUUCGCAUGUUCUAGCAUCAUCAUCUGCAGUCAGAAAAUCGUCAGGACUGACUUCGUUUGGCACUGAUGUUUCUUUUGUCACAUGUUCCCAUAAAGUCUGCAAAUCAAUGAUAACAUCAUUAAUUUCAUCGACUGUUUCAUUGUCAAUUGCCGAGAUUAAAUUUGCUUUCUUCCAUCCACUACAGAUGACUUUUUGGCUAAUGUCUUUCCAUGCUCCAGCAAUCAUACCCAUUGCUUGCUUUACAUCUGGUUUCGUAAUUGCUUCUUUGUUUCCGAUUUGCACAAGCAUACGCCUCAGAAGUUGUGUUCGAUACUUUCCCUUUACCACUUUAAUUAUACACUGGUCAAGAGGUUGUGAAACUGACGUACAAUUAGGAGGAAAGUAUUCGAUGUGAAUACAUUCCAAUUUUGGUGGC